AGACAACAAACCAGCUGUAGUUUUUCAAAUUAGAAAAUAAUAAUGUGAAAAUGUGUGAAGAUCUGUUAUUUCGAUUAUAAGGGCAAUUUAACAUGAAGCGGUUUUUAAUUAAGCAUACAGUUCGAAAAAUUAUCAAUAUAAUCUAAUGUGUUCGAAUAAUAGAGAAAACAAAUAUAAUUCGCCUUUGGGAAAUUUCUGUAAAAACAUGACUAAUUGGAGUCCCAUAUUUUGUGCUCUUAUUUAUAAAAUGAUAUUUUUUCGUGCAAGCCAUCGACAUUGUGCAACUAAACAGUUACACUUGAGCAGCAAAUCACAAGUAGAAAGUUUAAUAAAACUACGAAGGUUACUUUCUUAUCUCAAUCAAGAGCAGUUUUUCCUUAUGAAAAUGUUGUUUCAUCCAUGUAUGGUUCGAAAGCAUCACAGAUCAUCUCCGUAUUGGUGGGAAAAAGUAAAAGGAACCUCUUCUCACAAUCAGUGGUUAAAAUAUGUAAGAAUGGGAAAGGAUAAUUUUAUGAAGCUAGUCAAAAAUCUCUCGCCUUAUCUAGAAGCAGAAAGUACAAUGAACAUAACAAUAGAAAAACAGACUGCUAUUGCUCUUAUAUCUAUGGCUUCUGGUAAGAGUAAUGCAUACAUUGGACGAUUGUUUGGUAUUUCAAAAUCUAGUGUUGCAAUUGUUAUUGAAAAUGUUUGUGAUGCCAUAAAAUCUCUCAUGCCUCAGUAUUUAAAAGUACCUGAAAAAUCUGUUUUAGAAAGAAAUAUAAAUGACUUUGAAAAUAAAUGGGGAUUUCCUCAAUGCGCUGGUGUAAUUGGAACCAUACAUGUGCCUGUUAAUACAUUAAACUUACCAGAAAAUGCAAGUGAUUACAUAAAUAGUAAUAAAGAGCGUUCAGUACUGUUGCAAGGUGUUGUGGAUUCAAACUAUAAAUUUUGGGAUGUCAACAUUGGAUGGCCAGGAAGUGUUCAUGAAUCUAGAGUUUUCACUAAUUCUAUGCUUUGGCUGAAAGGUCAGGAUCAUAAUCUUUUCCCAGAUACACUUAAAGAACUAUAUGGUAUUAAGAUCCCUAUUUAUAUAUUGGCUGGAACACCAUACCCACAAUCACAUUGGGUUUUAGGGCCUUUCUUAAAUGAAGCUUCAAUAAAAGAAAAAAAUUUUAAUGAAAAGUUCACAUUUGCUUAUAAUACUAUAGAAAUUGCAUUUAAACGUUUAAAAGCAAGAUGGAUGUGUUUGGUCCAGGGUAAUAUUUGUAGCAUAGAAGUCUUGCCAUCUGUUAUUGCAGCAUGUUGCGUUCUGCAUAAUAUAUGUGAAAUGAAUAAUGAAAUUUUCUUAGACAGUUGGAUAGCAAAAUCUGAAAAUACUUUUAAACAACCAAUUCCACUAUCUUGCAAUAUAGUAAUAGGACCUCAAAUAGAAAAUAUUCGAAUGGCUUUAGCUGAUCAUUUUCUAAAUCUAGCUAGCUUAAGUAUCUUGUAAGCUAGCUAGCUUUUCUAGUAUCAGGCUAGCUUAAGUAUUUAGAAUGUUUAUAUAGGAAAAAAAGUUUUAAAAAAUAAAAUAGUAUGAUUUCAAAUAAUCUUCAGAUAUCCUAACUGUUAUCAACUUCUUUCAGACCCUGCAAUAAAUUAAUAAAUGCUGCGAGUUUUACUUAUUAUCCAAUAUGUUACUUAUUAUUUGUGAUCACUAUCCAUAUGACGCAUUAAUGGAUAAUGAUUAUUUUUUGGGCUGACUUUUUAGUCAUUUUACAAAUUAAAUUUUGCUUAAAAUUUGAAGAGUAUUUUUUUUAUAUAUAAUUUUUUUUUUUCAUUGCUUCAGAAAAAGAUUAAAGCGUGUUCAUUUUACAAAUUUUUAGGUCAAAUGUUAAUUCAUAAUAAUUCUAGUAAAAGUGUGGAUAACCAUAAUUUCUUAAGCUCAAAAAGCUUUUUUCUCAAAGUAUAUAAUUGAGGAAUUUCAUGGAUGGAAGAUUAAAAAUUCCGAUUCCACCAAAGAGCUACCAUAUUUGAUAACCUCGUACUUGUUGAAUCUCAUAGGUUAGAUAUCCUUAUAUUGAUAUGAUAUGAAAGUUUGUAGAGUCAUUUCUUUCAUGCAACUCCUGUUCAUAAUUCUGAGGUUUAUCCUUAAGACAAGUCGACUAGACAUAUGCUUAGGAAAACUAGUAUUGCUGCACACUAAACUCCUUUAUGCAUAGAUCUGAAACUGCUCCAAGAUUAUGAUUGCAAUAAUAGAAAUUUUACUUGAAAUCAACUCUUGGAGGAAACAGAGAAAUUUUGCAGCAUUUUCUGUAAAUGCAUGUGUGUCAUUAGGUUAGUCACCAUUUCAGUGCCUUAAAAAAGUCAUUAAAGAGGAAAGGCAUUUCCCAGUUCAAUAAUUUUAUUAAUCAUUCCUGAUGACAACUACUGAUCUAAAAGUAAUUUUUUUAAGCUCAAAACAAUAAUAAACUAUUUAAGGUCCAUAAUUGUACAAGAAAGAUUACUUAA
Messenger RNA from Argiope bruennichi, 2469 nucleotides. RefSeq lists its product as uncharacterized. Lineage: Eukaryota; Metazoa; Arthropoda; Arachnida; Araneae; Araneidae. Bases 146 to 1471 code for a protein of 441 amino acids. The transcript has a single exon. The record is from RefSeq and is a predicted model, not a curated record.